This is a messenger RNA of Pieris rapae (cabbage white), 2340 nucleotides long. RefSeq lists its product as uncharacterized. NCBI's taxonomy places the organism in Eukaryota, Metazoa, Arthropoda, Insecta, Lepidoptera, Pieridae. The record is from RefSeq and is a predicted model, not a curated record. The transcript is spliced from 4 exons. The coding region runs from base 246 to 1982 and encodes 578 amino acids.
UCAACUCGCGUGUGCUUUCCUCUCACGAAAUCGAAAGUGAUUAUUCGAAUUUGAGACUGUGAUUCGAUCUGUGUGAAUCGAUUGUGUGUGACUGAACAGUGAUUGGUAGCUGCUGUUAUCCUGAAACUGUUUCUUCGGACUUUUUACACUGAAAGCUCAUCUGAAAAGGUUUUCUGCCGUAUAGAGUACACGCAAAUUUAUGCCACCGAAAAAUUUAUUUGCCGCUGACUGACCGGACUGCGAUUAUGAAGACCAGGCUGCUGUUUCUACUCGCGACGCUCCUUUAUCAGGAUGCAAGAUGCGAACCGCCAGUAGACUCAGCAUCACUACCACUGGAGCACCGUGGUGGCGCCUACGGCCCUCCACUACCGCCGCAGACAGAUGAUCCCUGGCCAUUGACCUCACCUGACAGUCCCAAAAUCAAACAUCUCCAAGUCCAAUGUGAAAAAACUCAUAUGCGUGUCAAUAUUGAGUUCGAUAGACCGUUUUAUGGUAUGAUAUUCUCAAAAGGAUUCUACAGCGAUUCACAUUGUAUGCACUUAAAACCGGGGACCGGACAUCUCAGUGCCACUUUUGAGAUCUUCCUUAACAGUUGUGGUAUGAGUAGCUCCGCUAAUCACAAUGUAGCAGCAUAUGGAAGCCCUACGCCUAGUGGAUCGUACGUAGAAAACACGAUUAUUGUGCAGUACGAUCCUUACGUUCAGGAAGUAUGGGAUCAAGCGAGGAAAUUAAGGUGCACAUGGUACGACUUCUAUGAAAAGGCUGUCACCUUCAGACCGUUCCAAGUCGACAUGCUACAUGCCGUUACAGCAAACUUUCUCGGAGACAACUUGCAAUGCUGGAUGCAAAUUCAAGUGGGAAAAGGACCCUGGGCUUCAGAGGUGUCUGGUAUAGUCAAAAUUGGACAGACAAUGACUAUGGUACUUGCAAUUAAAGAUGAUGAGAACAAAUUUGACAUGUUAGUAAGAAACUGUGUUGCGCACGAUGGUAAAAGAGCACCAAUCCAAUUGGUAGAUCAAUAUGGAUGUGUAGUAAGACCCAAAAUUAUGAGCAAAUUCCAAAAGAUUAAGAACUUUGGCCCUUCUGCUUCUGUCGUAUCGUUUGCGUACUUCCAAGCUUUUAAAUUCCCAGAUUCUAUGAAUGUCCACUUCCAAUGUGUCAUCCAAGUAUGUAGAUAUAAUUGUCCUGAGCCUAAAUGCGCUGGCCUAGGUGCCGAUUAUGGGGUUCCAUUAUUGGGAGGUAACACAUUGGGAGCAGGUGAAUAUGGCCUCCCCAACGGUGAGUACGGACUUCCUCCAUCCCCACACUCUGAAUAUGGUGUUCCACCGGCGUAUCCAGACCCUAGGCAUCCCGCAGACUCAUCAGGUGCUUACUCUGAAAAACGAGACGACACAGUUCCUCCACCACAAGGACAGGCUUCAUCUACACCUAAUGCUCCAAGUCCUUCCUCACCAUCACCAAAUAGAAAUGAUGAAGACGACGUCAACCUUCCUCCACCACCACCUCCGGGACGACGUGGCGUAUACAACACAGUCAAGAGGAAAGAUGAAGGACACGGUAAUCUGGCAACGUUGGGUGGCCGCCCGCGAUCUGUUGAAGAUUUACCCGAAACAUUAGUAGGAGUUAGAAGAAAACGUGAAACAUCGACACCAUCACGUAUCUAUAAGCGAGAUGCUCAAGAAAUGACUGACGUAAAUACAAGCAGAACGAUACAAGUAGUGGCGCCAGGUGAUGUUAACUUUGCUUUAAACAAUGCGGCUACCAACGAAACAGUUGUGAUUCAAUCACCGGGUACUGAUCCAGAAACGAUAUGCAUGUCAGUGCCAUCAUUCGUGGCAGGUUUGGUCAUGUUAUUAUUAGUACUGGUAGUAGCGUCACUGGUAGCUGCUUUUCUCUUUGUGCGAGUGCGGGCGCUAGAUAGAAAAGGAACACACGGCGCCACCGCAUACUAUGAGACGGACUAUGUGAAACAUACGAACUAGAUGCAAAUGUGUAGGGUGCGAAUGUGACGCGUGGACGUUCAAAGAACUCUUCUCAGAUCCAAAGAGCGAGCGAGCAUCAGCCACGGCUGGGCGGCGUCACUCACGAUGAAGGUGACACUGACGUGAACGCUGGUCAGCCGCGGAAGAGGUUCGGUGACUUGUGACUUAUUUAUUUAGAGUAUUUAAUGUGUGUGAUGUAUUGUUCGACUGCAUUUUGUAAAUUAUUUUAUUCGUGUAUGAAACGUUCCCUGUACUGUAUUUUUAGUCGUUCUGUCUGUUGUAAUUUUGUAAAGAGUCGUAAAUAAGAUACUAGAUAUAAGUUAUAUACCAAUUAAAGUGUCGUGUGAGAUUGUUGUAA